Messenger RNA from Ilex paraguariensis (yerba mate), 333 nucleotides. The record is from the annotation of a GenBank genome assembly. Lineage: Eukaryota; Viridiplantae; Streptophyta; Magnoliopsida; Aquifoliales; Aquifoliaceae.
AUGCUUCUCAAGGGAUCUGAGUGCAGCAUCUAUGGGGAAAGAAUCAAGAAGUCUUUGGCAUUUGUCCAAUACCUCUUUUGCAGCUUAAGCUUUAAGGGAAACAUUCCCUUGUUGGGGCCUGUUAAUUUUCUUGAAUUCUUGCUUGAGCAGCUUCAAUUUAUGAGAAACUUGAAAUUGUGUGCAGGGUUGAAACUGCAUGGAGAGACUAAUGCUCUUUUCUUGGUGGAAGAAGCUUGGAAAAUGGAUCUGGAUUCAGAUAGUUCGUCGUAUAGUGAUGAUGACAGUGGAGCAGAUACUGGUGGCAGAAGCAAGAUAGCUGAAAACCAAGCUUGA